CACACUCUAAUUCAGCGAUCAUGGCCUGGACAACCUGGUCCUGUUUGGUUAUCUGCGUUACCGUUACGUUAAGUUCCCGCCUGGACGACCGCCGCCACGGUGACGAUCCGUUCAACGACAGCUUCCUGGAGCAGGUGCUGGCCCGGGCCAAAACCUGGACCCCGGACACCGCGUUCCGGGGUGGAAUCCGCUUUGGGGAGUUCCGCUCGAUCAAGGGCAUCUACGAGAGUCCGCUGGACUUUACCCUUCCGUCAAAACGGCUCCACGCGAGCAGUCUGGACGAGGUAGUGAUUCCGGACCGGUUUGAUGCGCGAGAAAAGUGGCCGUUCUGUCAGUCGAUCCACUCGGUCCGGAACCAGGGCACGUGUGGAUCGUGCUGGGCAGUGGCCACCGUCAGUGUUAUGUCCGAUCGGUUGUGCAUCCACUCGGAUGGCGAGGUCAACCUGGAACUGGCCACGGAGGAUUUGAUGGGUUGCUGCAAGGACUGUGGCAAUGGGUGUAAUGGUGGCUUCCUGGACGGAACGGCCUUCCAGUACUGGGUCGACGCGGGGUUGGUUAGCGGAGCACCGUACAACUCGUCCGAGGGUUGCAAGCCGUACCCGUUUGAACCUUGCUCGUACCCGUUCGUGGGUUGUCAUCACGAGAAGAAGAACCCGAAGUGUCUCCACCAUUGCAUCAAUGGGUACGAUCGCAAGUACCGCAAGGACAAGUUCUUCGGUGCAACUGCUUACAAGAUCCCAAACGACGCCCGGAUGAUCCAGCUGGAGAUCAUGACCAACGGACCGGUCGCCACCGGUUUCGAAGUAUUCGAAGAUUUCUAUUUCUACCACAGUGGAGUUUACAAGCACGUGGUCGGCAAAAAGGUCGGAAUGCACGCCAUCCGAAUCGUAGGAUGGGGAACGGAGAACGGCACCCCGUACUGGCUGAUCGCCAACUCGUACGGUGACACGUGGGGCGAUAAGGGCUUCUUCAAGAUGCUGCGCGGGUCGAACCAUCUGGGCAUCGAAUCGACCGUGAUCGCCGGGUUGCCACAGCUUUAAAGUACAAUAAAUAGUUGUUUUCUAAAA
Culex quinquefasciatus (southern house mosquito) is the source of this 1067-nucleotide messenger RNA. RefSeq names its product cathepsin B. Lineage: Eukaryota; Metazoa; Arthropoda; Insecta; Diptera; Culicidae. Gene Ontology annotation, cellular component: lysosome. The transcript has a single exon. The coding region runs from base 21 to 1040 and encodes 339 amino acids. The record is from RefSeq and is a predicted model, not a curated record. Gene Ontology annotation, molecular function: cysteine-type endopeptidase activity.